AUGCCUUCCUCUACUCUCAAGUCUCUCGUUGUCCUCGCACCCCUCGUCACCAUCGCCACUGCGGCGCUCACCCGCUUUCCGCGUGGCUACGGCACGGAGCAGACCAAGUGCAAGAACGGGUGCUGUGUGUGGUACGAGAUGCUUGACGACGUCCAGGCCAACCUGUUCGAUGGCGGCAUGUGUGGCGAAGAAGCCCACGAAUCGCUCCGGCUCACCUUCCACGACGCGAUCGGCUACUCGCACUCGCAAGGGUCCAAGGCGGGAGGAGGUGCCGACGGAUCGAUCAUGAAGUUCACGGACAUCGAGCUCAUGGACCCCGCGAACGGCGGCACCGACGACAUCAUGGAUCUGCAGCGCCCGUUCGCGUGGAAGUAUAACGUCUCCUACGCCGAUAUCAUCCAGUUCCUCGGCGCCGUCGGGGUGAACAACUGCGCUGGCGGACCACGCCUCCGUUUCUUUGCAGGCCGGUCCAACGAAACCAUCCCUGCCGCCCUCGGGCUCGUGCCCAAGCCGGAGGACUCCGUGGACAUGAUGCUCGCGCGGAUGCACGACGCCGGGUUCUCGCCCAAGGAGCUCGUCGCCCUCCUCGCCUCGCACACCGUCGCCGCCCAGGAUGGCAUCAACUCCGACUUCAAGGCCCACCCGCUCGACUCGACGCCGAGCACGUUCGACCGCCAGUUCUUCGUCGAGACGCUGCUCAAGGGCGUGUCGUGCCCGGACAAGUCCGGCAAGUGUGGCAAGGGCGAGGCGCCGACGCCGCUCGUGGGUGAGAUCCGGCUCGCGUCCGAUGGCCUCCUCGCGCGCGACCCGCGCACCGCGUGCUACUGGCAGGCUAUGAUCGUCGACCACUCGGUGAUGAUCCACAACUUUACGACGGCGAUGCACAAGCUCUCGCUGGUCGGGCAGGACGAGAGCCUGCUCACGGACUGCUCGGAGGUGAUCCCGCACCCCCAGGUCAUGUGCUCGUGCCCGACGCCGUUCCCCAAGCUGGAGACGAUGCCCGGCCCGGCUCUGAUGAUCGCUUCGGUCCCCAAGUGA
Molecule: messenger RNA, 1038 nt
Organism: Epithele typhae
Lineage: Eukaryota; Fungi; Basidiomycota; Agaricomycetes; Polyporales; Epitheliaceae
Product: versatile peroxidase VPS1
Exons: 10
Coding region: 1-1038 (345 amino acids)
Biological process (GO): response to reactive oxygen species; hydrogen peroxide catabolic process; cellular response to oxidative stress
Molecular function (GO): peroxidase activity; heme binding
Source: RefSeq, a predicted model, not a curated record